Scutellospora calospora is the source of this 186-nucleotide messenger RNA. The record is from the annotation of a GenBank genome assembly. Lineage: Eukaryota; Fungi; Glomeromycota; Glomeromycetes; Diversisporales; Gigasporaceae.
AUGAAUAAAAAUAUUAAUGAAAUCGAAAAAUAUCUCCAUGAAAUUGAAAAAAAUAAAAAUAAAUGGAAUCAAUUCUCUAGUUAUUGUUUAAAACAACGUAUUCCAAUGCAAGAUAUUGGAAAAUUUUAUGAUAAAGACAAGAAUCUUGAAGAAUUAAUUUCUUCCUUACCUCAAAAAUAUAAAUAG